AUGUACUCCCCCGACCAAUUCAUGAACCCGGGGCCUGCCCCCCGCCCUCCCGCUGAUCGGCCAAACCUCAAUUUGCCAACAAACCCGACCGUAGCCACCUCGUUCAGCCAAAUGAGUCUCAAUUCUCCCAGCACUCCCGGGCCCGCCAAUCUAUCUUUGUUCCCCAACACAAGCACACCCACCCUCACACGUACCAAGACCGAACAGUCCGGUCAGGGAGGUGUCGCUGUAAUCAAAGAAGGCUACGUUCGGUGCAAGGAGGACAAGUUUCUGGCAACUUGGAACCAGCGGUAUCUUAUCCUACGUGAAUUUCGUCUCGACUUUCUGAAAAAUGAGACAGGCAAGGUUGUGCUGUCGAUCCCGCUGGCCGCCGUCACUGGCGUCUCACGCUCCGAAGAUACACGCAUGGCGUUUGAGAUUCUGCGGCUCGCCAAUCUCAAAGAUGCUAACUCCAAAGCGGCCUUGAUAACUCGCGAUGUGCCUACCAAGAGCAUCACUUGUGAAGUCAAGAGCGACGACGAGAUUUACGACUGGAUUGACAAGAUUUAUGAGCGCUGUCCAGGGAUGGGCGGUGUGAGCAAUCCGACCAACUUCAGCCAUCGUGUUCAUGUCGGCUUCGAUCCCCGCACCGGCGCGUUUGUGGGUUUACCUCCGGAGUGGGAGAAGCUCUUGACUGCGUCCGCCAUUACCAAGGAAGACUAUAAGAAUAACCCCCAGGCCGUCAUUGAGGUCCUUGAGUUCUACUCCGACAUCAAGAUGCGCGAGCAAAAUCCGCAAUAUUACGCCGGGUUGGCCUCGCCCCCGACCCAGCAGGCCAAACCACACAGCAAUAACUCCGUGGGCAAUUCCAUCGCGCCGCCUCGUCCACCACCCCCUGCUCCCGCGCAACGGCUGGAUACCAGUCAAUCGUACUCCACCAGCCGCUCAGCAGCUUCGUCUCCCGCUCAGUCCGAUCGCACAGCGGAACAGCAGCAGCAACUGGAGCGAAUGAACGAGCUAGCAGACCAGGAACGGCGGCGCGUAGAGGAAGAGGCUCGCAGGGUGCGUCAGCGGGAAGAGGAGCAAAGUAGAUACGAGCAGGAUGCGUACAAUGCCUCACUGCCUAAAACUCGCGUACCCUUAGCGAAGCAGGAACUGGGAGGGUAUGGAUCGCCGGAUGAUCGCUACAAGCCCAGUCGCCCUGCUCCGCAGGCUCCGGGCUCGACUCGUCCCGAUCCCUCGCGUCAAUUGACUGCCCAGCGUCCAGCACCUUCCCCGCCCACGGCUGGACAGCGACCUGGAGAUUAUGCUAAUGGCCGCACAGAGCAGGCCUCGCCUAGCUCAAGAUACCCCGCUCAGACCCAAGCCGCACGAACUCCGAACAGUGGUCCCAAAACACAGCAGGCCCAGGGCCCACCUCCCAGCAAGCUCCCGGCGCCAGUGCAGCCAGUGAAACCAUUGAACAUUGCGAACAAGCAGGCAACAGGCAAAACAAAUGUGCCGGAUGGAGUCCGUCAAGCCGAAGCGGCUUUGACUAAGAAGGCAGAGCCCCGGCAGAGGGAGGUUCGUAUGUCGGCUAUGAGCGAAAAUGAGGUUAUGGAUCGGUUGCGGUCCGUCGUUUCGAAGAAUAAUCCGAACGAGUCCUACAGUAAGCAGCGCAAGAUCGGACAAGGUGCCUCUGGCUCUGUGUAUGUGGCUCGGGUCAAGGAGCAUGCCACAUCUCCUGUUGCCCGUGAGCUGUACCGUCAGUAUGGACCGCGAACUCAAGUGGCCAUCAAGCAAAUGGAUUUGCGCAGUCAGCCGCGCAAGGAGCUGAUCGUCAACGAGAUUAUCGUCAUGAAGGACAGCCAGCAUUCCAACAUUGUAAACUUCCUCGACUCGUUCUUGCAAGAGCAAAGCAACGAGUUGUGGGUCGUCAUGGAAUUUAUGGAAGGAGGUGCUUUGACCGACGUGAUCGAUAAUAACCAGGUGAUCCAAGAAGACCAGAUUGCUACCAUCUGUCUAGAGACCUGCAAAGGCUUGGCUCAUCUGCACAGCCAGAACAUCAUUCACCGUGAUAUCAAGAGUGAUAACGUGCUCUUGGACCGAGCUGGCCAUGUUAAGAUCACCGAUUUUGGGUUCUGUGCUAAACUCACAGAGUCGAAGAGCAAACGGGCUACUAUGGUUGGUACGCCGUACUGGAUGGCCCCCGAGGUUGUGAAACAGAAAGAGUACGGACCCAAGGUCGACUGUUGGUCAUUGGGAAUCAUGGCCAUCGAGAUGAUCGAGUCCGAGCCUCCGUACCUGAAUGAGGAGCCCCUCAAAGCGUUGUAUCUUAUCGCCACCAACGGCACCCCUCGUCUGAAGAAGCCCGAAAAGCUCAGCAAAGAGCUCAAAUCCUUCCUCAGUGUCUGCCUCUGCGUUGACGUCCGUAGCCGUGCUACGGCGGAUGAGUUGUUGGCACACGAGUUCCUUAAGAUGGGAUGCAGUCUGGCUAGCCUUGCAGAGCUGCUGCGCUGGAAGAAAAACAGCGGGCAGUAA
Messenger RNA from Aspergillus aculeatus ATCC 16872, 2499 nucleotides. Its product is annotated as serine/threonine protein kinase CLA4. Gene Ontology annotation, biological process: protein phosphorylation; intracellular signal transduction; actin filament organization. Gene Ontology annotation, cellular component: cytoplasm. NCBI's taxonomy places the organism in Eukaryota, Fungi, Ascomycota, Eurotiomycetes, Eurotiales, Aspergillaceae. Bases 1 to 2499 code for a protein of 832 amino acids. The transcript has 3 exons. The record is from RefSeq and is a predicted model, not a curated record. Gene Ontology annotation, molecular function: ATP binding; protein serine/threonine kinase activity.